GGAAUGGGUGGCUUUGGUGGCCCUGGUAGAGGUGGCCCCGGCAUCCAACCAGUGCAGGUUGACUCAACCCUCCUGCACCCGGUCCAUGUCGAGAUCGAUCCCCAUAUCCAGCAAGUCAAAAACCAGGAGAAGGAGCAGAUCAAGACUCUUAACAAUCAGUUUGCCUCCUUCAUUGACAAGGUCCGCUUCUUAGAGCAACAGAACAAGGUCCUCUCCACCAAGUGGGAGCUCCUCCAGCAGCAAGGGCCUACGGGGCCGAAGAAGAACCUCGACGUCCUCUUUGAGAAUUACAUCCAGGCGCUGAAGAGGCAGCUGGACGCGGUCUUGUCUCAGCGGGGACAGCUGGAGUCAGAGCUGCAGAACAUGCAGCAAUAUGUGGAGGAUUACAAAACCAAGUAUGAGGAAGAGAUCAACAGGCGCACAAGUGCUGAGAACGAGUUUGUGGUGCUCAAGAAGGAUGUGGACAGUGCCUACAUGACUAAAGUAGAGCUGGAAGCCAAGGUGGGAGCUCUGACUGACCAAAUCAACUUCCUGCGGUGCAUGUACGAGGAGGAACUGGCUCAGAUGCAGACCAUCAGCCGGGACCUGUCCGUGGUGGUGUCCAUGGACAACAACCGUCACCUGGAUCUGGACAGCAUCAUCGAGGAGGUCAGGUGCCAGUAUGAGCAGAUCGCACAGAACAGCCGGGCUGAGGCUGAGGCUUGGUACCAGAGCCAGUACGAGCAGCUGCAGAGCACUGCUGGAAGGCACGGGGAUGACCUCCGCAACACCAAGAUGGAGAUCCAAGAGCUGACCAGGAACAUCCAGAGGCUGCGAGCUGAGAUUGAGAACGUGAAGAAACAGGUAAGCCAGCUGCAGUCAGCUAUUGCUGAGGCUGAGGAGCGGGGUGAGAUGGCCCUCAAGGACGCCAGGUUGAAACUGGAAGAGCUGGAAAGUGCCCUGCAGAAAGACAAGGAGGAGCUGGCUCGCUUGCUGAAGGAGUACCAGCAGGUGCUGAAUGUCAAGAUCGCCCUGGACGUUGAGAUUGCCAUGUACAGGAAGCUGCUGGAGGGAGAGGAGAACAGGCUGUGCAACGACAACAUGUCCAACGUCAAUGUCUGUAAGUAUCUGCAUUUGUUUCCUUCAGAAGUAGUAGCACCCCUGGAGAAAGAGCCUGAAAGUGGUCAACGG
Messenger RNA from Mesitornis unicolor (brown roatelo), 1170 nucleotides. RefSeq names its product keratin, type II cytoskeletal 6C-like. NCBI's taxonomy places the organism in Eukaryota, Metazoa, Chordata, Aves, Mesitornithiformes, Mesitornithidae. The record is from RefSeq and is a predicted model, not a curated record. The annotation marks the transcript as partial. Gene Ontology annotation, biological process: intermediate filament organization; keratinization. The transcript has 9 exons. Gene Ontology annotation, cellular component: keratin filament. Gene Ontology annotation, molecular function: structural constituent of skin epidermis.